Molecule: messenger RNA, 2324 nt
Organism: Erythranthe guttata (spotted monkey flower)
Lineage: Eukaryota; Viridiplantae; Streptophyta; Magnoliopsida; Lamiales; Phrymaceae
Molecular function (GO): protein binding
Source: RefSeq, a predicted model, not a curated record
AGGACUUGAAAUUUGACAAAAUAAUUCCGGAGCCCACUCUCUUGAGGGUGGGGCAACAUGCAAAUAUUCUAUAGUUAAGGAAAAUCAACUUUUGGAAAGUUAGGGGCCAAAACGGAUAAGUUAUAAAUUGUCGGGGACUAGAAAAGAAAACAUGAAACGACGUCGUUAAGACACUGAAAAAAUAGUUCAACAACAGCAGAAAAGAGGGAAGAGAGAGAAAAAAAAGAGCCCCUCUUCUCUGUUUGUCCGAAGCCCAAAGCAAUGGGUAAGGUACCAACUGCUGCAGCAGCUGCUACAACGGAGGUGAAGAUUAAAAAGAAGAAAGGCCGCCCUCCGAAGAACCGCCCUCCACUCUCCGCCGCCGCCACUGAGACCCCCGUCCCCAAUUCCACGGGCCGCCGAUCUACCAGACGGAACCCUAAUCAAUUGAAUUCUCCGCCGCAGCCGGAAUUCGACGAAGACGAAGACGACGACGACGAGAGGAAGGAGAAAAAGGUCAAGCUCGUUGUCCGCUUGCCCCAAUCGGAUGAGAAGCGUCUGGGGCAGAGCGGGCCGGACUCUCGAGAUUACGAUUCGGGUUCCGGGUCCGGGUCGGAGCCGGAGUCCGAGGAUCGCGAGCGGAGUGCGAAGAAACGCAGAAUUAACGGCGUUGAUCGCGGAUCUGACGACGGGGUUUUGGAUCAGGAUGAUAAUAAAGAGGAUGUAGUUGCAGCAAACACACCUCCACCAGAUGGUUCAGGUUCACCAUUAGAGCCUGGCCCCACAACAACUCCUUUACCAGACAAAAAGCUGUUGGCCUUCAUUCUUGACAGGCUUCAAAAGAAGGACACUUAUGGGGUGUUUUCUGAGCCUGUAGAUCCCAAUGAGCUGCCUGAUUAUUUUGAGAUAGUAGAGCAACCUAUGGAUUUUGGUACAGUGAGGAAGAAACUUAACGACGGAGCUUAUAAAAACUUGGAAGAAUUGGAGGCUGAUGUGCUUUUAAUAUGUUCAAACGCCAUGCAGUAUAAUUCUUCAGAUACCGUCUACUUUCGGCAGGCACGAUCCAUACAAGAAGUGGCGAAGAGAGACUUCAAAAAUCUAAAACAUGAAGGCGACGACGGAGAACCGCAGCCAAAGGUCGUUCGGAGGGGCAGGCCCCCAAACAGCAAGAAUCAGAAGAAGUCUCCGGAAGCUUCCGUACUUGACCGUGUUGGCACUGAUAUUCCGUCAGGUGCAACUCUGGCCACCGGAGAAGAGAAACAAAUCGGAUCCAAUUCUUACAAUCUAAGAAAGGGUCCCGCUUUAUAUAGAGUUAGGUCCACCGACCACUCAUUUGCGUCACCUUCGAGAAACGGUGAAAAUUAUUCCGAAUGGUUGGUUGAUUGGAACAAUGAAUUUCCAGCAUCGAUUUUGAGGGCUGAUAUGAAACACGGGAAAAAGAAUUUCACGGUGGAUGAAAACAAACGUGAUACCUACAGGCAAUCGGACAAUAAUAAUAAUUCCCCUGUUUACGUUAAUGCUAUCGGAAAUAUGAAGCGGUUAAUGCCGUUGGGUCUUCAAGAAACCCUUGCUUACGCAAGAAGCUUGUCUAGAUAUGCUGCAAAUCUCGGCCCCGUAGCCUGGAAAAUGGCAUCAUCGAGAAUCGAGGCCGUUUUGCCAGCUGGCGUACAAUACGGUCCUGGCUGGGUGGGUGAUGACGAGGCACCUUCACAGCUUUUGAUCGAGAAGCAGAAAUUGAUCGGCAAAAACACGACAACCAAUUUAAGUUCCUCAGACGUGGUCGAAGCUGUUAAAACAACAACAACAACACUCAACAGCCAGAACGAGGUAGCCGCGUCUAUGAAAACCCCGUUUCCACCCCAGCAUAAGAUUCCCACGAAUCAUGAAUCGUACAGAAACGGUUUGAACGGGACUUUUGGGUACCGAAUUAAAUCGCCCGAUUCACAAGGAGAAGCUCUCGAUCUUUCUUCACAAAGACGUACUACUCCUUCGGUACCCCCGGAUUUGAAUGUAAGAGUGCCAGCUGGCUCACCUAGUUCUUCUAGCUUACAGAUUGGCUCACCCCAACAACCUGAUUUGGCAUUACAACUAUGAAUUAUCUAUUUUAGGAAACAGCUUUGUAUAGAUUAUAUUAUGGUUCUUGAUUUUUUUAGGUGAAAAACUAUUUAUAAAAAAAACAGUUUUAACAUUUGUAACUUUUAUUAUAAAAUACCAGAGCAGGAAAAUAAGCAUAUUUGUCUGCUUAUGAUUGAUUCUGAACAAGAACAACAAAUGUAAUGUAACCUCUUAUCUUGUAAUAUCAAUUAUUAUGACGUGGCAAUUCUUUUUUUUCUUUUCAAAAUUAA